AUGGAAGACGCCAUUAACCAAUUACAAGAUUUGGGAGUGACGAGAGGUCAAGCGAAAAAAGCAUUAGCCAGAUACAAUAAUGAUGUUGCUCGUGCAGCCGAUUUUAUUUUUUCUGGAAAUACUAUUAGUGAUGACGAAGCUGAGGAGGUUAGGAUAUACACGAAUGACGAAGCUCUUGCUCUUAGACUAAACGCCGAGGAGGAAGCAGCAGCAGCAAAAGUAUACCCUGAACCCGCAAAAAAAAUACAGCCACUUGCAGACGACUCAGACUCAUGGAGCGUCGUACCUUUCCAAAGCCCAAGUUAUACUAGACCCGUUACUCCAGAAGCCAUCAUUUCCAAAGAGUCAUCACUUACUUGGUGGAAAGAUCCGGAGGAUCCGAAUGAUAGAAUAGCGUUGGAUGAUGUACCUAUAGGGCUUCGACCACCAUCAUACAACUUCGCAUAUUCACCCAUUUUAAUACAAGCGCUAUUCCACGUCUCUGCAUUUCGAUAUGCGGUACUUUCAUUCAGACCAAUUCCAUAUAGCUGGGGAACUCCCGCAAAUUACUGGAAGGGAUUUGGAGAGCCUGUUCCCGGUUACAUUAUGAGGGAUGAUUUGAUCUCAUUUGAGGAUUCAUCCAAAGAGAAUACUGACGAAGGAGAUAAAAGUACUGAUAUAAAUGAAAGUAUUGUAGAGGCUGAUCUACCACCUCGUAUCGUUGAAACGCCGAUAGACGAAACGGUAGAAUUUGUGGAAUUUGUUGACAAUGAACUUCAACUCAUGCCAAAAUGCGUGCAAACUUUAGCCGAAAUGCAAAAGAUAUUUGCAUUUUUGAGCAACUCAAAAAGACUAUAUGGUAGUGUCUCUCAUUAUGUAAGAGCAUUAAAUACAAAAUUAGCGACAAACAAUUGGGAGUUCAGUGACAAGACAUUCGAUGGUAGAAAUAAUACGUGGUGUAUCAUAAAUAGACUUGACUACUCACGUACAUGUCUUUAG
Mucor mucedo is the source of this 978-nucleotide messenger RNA. RefSeq lists its product as uncharacterized. The record is from RefSeq and is a predicted model, not a curated record. NCBI's taxonomy places the organism in Eukaryota, Fungi, Mucoromycota, Mucoromycetes, Mucorales, Mucoraceae. The transcript has 7 exons. The coding region runs from base 1 to 978 and encodes 325 amino acids. Gene Ontology annotation, cellular component: cytosol; nucleus. Gene Ontology annotation, biological process: protein deubiquitination. Gene Ontology annotation, molecular function: protein binding.